Molecule: messenger RNA, 3790 nt
Organism: Toxotes jaculatrix (banded archerfish)
Lineage: Eukaryota; Metazoa; Chordata; Actinopteri; Toxotidae
Gene: cdca2
Product: cell division cycle associated 2
Exons: 15
Coding region: 155-2917 (920 amino acids)
Biological process (GO): regulation of mitotic nuclear division; regulation of chromosome segregation
Cellular component (GO): chromosome; nucleus
Source: RefSeq, a predicted model, not a curated record
UCGUCUCUGCUCCCUUUUUUUUUUAUCGUAUUUAUUUUGUAGGAACAUGUGAUGACAAAUGAACGGCCUUUUUAUGACAUUAUAGGCUGUAUGUGAUUUUUUAAAUAUAUAUUUUAACAGCAGAAACAUAUAUAAUUUACCUUAAGUGUACAAGAUGGCUACCAUGGAGAUGAACACUUCUGGCACUGAGGGAGAUCAGAAGGAUAAAAUGUUGUCCCCCUCUGAAGAGGACCACCCUCAUGUUUUAAAUGGCACAUCAGCCCCCCUGAAUUUCUCCCAGCUCACACCUUGUCAGUUUGGCAUCUCUGUCCAGAGUUUUACCCCAGCAGCAUCAUCAAACCACAAAGAUAAGUCUCGUCUUGCACAAAUAAAGGCAAGGCGGCGGUCCAGUAUUGGUGUCCGGGGCUCCCCAGAGACAAACUCCCUCAUCCGCUUCAUGGCACAACAGAAGAUGAAGACUCAACCAACCCACCAAACUCCAGAGCAUGUCAGAAGUAGCCCCUUCCUUCCACGGGUCGCCUCCACACUGAGGCAGAAGAUGGCCUCCUUCCAGAGCCUGAUGAAUGUGGAGGAGAGUGAGGUCUGUGAUCCGAUGCCAAGGCAGGACAGCAACACUGGAGGAUGCAUCAAGACAAGAGAUUAUCUAUGUGAUGGGAACAGCAAGGAGAACCACCCACCGAUGAUGACGCCCACACCCAGAAAGAGGAGGUGCCUGGGCCCCCGUGAAGGCUGCGAGGUGGAGAUUAGAGAGGCCAGCGCUCCUAUCCUCCACUUCAAUUUGAAGGAGCAGGAGGAGAACAAAGAGCCGGUGACGCAGGUUUUGACACAAGGACCACUGCCAUCCAGUGAGGCUGUGGGAGAGGCCCAAGCUGGGCCUGUUUCUCCACCCCUACGUGUUGACUUUGAGCACCAGGCCUGUUCCCCUACUGAGAGCCAACAGGAUGGUGACUUUGAACUCCAAAGCCCCAGCCGACCACCGCCUGAUGAUCCUGCAGUAGCUUCACUAGCUCUUCCUGCCUCCCCCUUCCACAUCCCCUCUCUCCCUUCUCUGCUGGAGAUGAAGCCCACAGGAGAGGAUGACUCCACUGGGAUGUCCACAGUUAAGAAGAUAAAGAGGGUGCGUUUUGGAGGUCCACUCUCUCCUGAGUUCUUUGAUAAGAACCUUCCGCCCAGCACCCCAUUGCAGAAGGGGGCCACACCGGCCCGAGCAGCCACACCAGGCGGGGGCCUACAGCUGCGCUCGGUGCUGAAGACACCACAGAGGAUUGAAUGCCAGACACCACAAGCUCAGCCGGACCUCAGCAGCCCCACCGUGUUUGGUGCCUCCCCUACACUUGCAAUGCCUCGCAACAGCAGAAUGCAGUCUGAGGGAGAGGACAGUGAGGAGAAGCAUGGAAAGAUUAUUUUCCCUUCAAUGGAGGAGAUUGACUCUGCAGUGACAAGUGAUACAGAAUGUACGUGGGACUCUCAGCCGCUGAAUCUUAACACUGCUUUCCAUGAAGAGUCUCUUUCUCAGAUAAUGACAGAGUCCGAGACUAAACCCAGCACAACCUCCAUGAUGGAUGUCCUGGAUGAGCCUGCAUCCUUACCAGAGAAGGAGAAGCAACCUGAGCCAGGAGUUGAAGCUCCAGCUCCGCUCAGAUCUAGCAACCGAAGGAAAAAGCAGCCAGAACCAGAGAGUGAAUCUACCAGUGAGGCUCCAGCUCGCUCCAGCAGUCGAAAGAGAAAGCAACCAGAGGAGAGCGAACCUGCGAAGAGGUCGACACGCUCUGCUGCCAAGUUGGCCUCUGGGAAGAUGAAGAUGACAUCCACAGCAGCACGUCGGUGGAACAGGGAUGUGGACCGCUCCCUGUACGGCUCUCGGGCAUACGCCUCUAAGAACCCCACCCUGAGUCCCAUCACCGAGAGGCUGUCCUUCAUCAGACAGUCUCCAGCAGCACAGCAGAGUCUGUCUACGAGCUGCACAGGACAUUCAGCCUCGAAUCCAGAGACCCACUUGAACCCUGAGAUGGCUAACGACAUUCAAGCGAUAAGUGAGCUCACUGUGACACACGCCUUGGAAAAACCUUUAGAAGAUUCUGUCACAUCUUCCAAAUACAGUAAAGAAAGCCAUGUAGGGAAAGUCAGAGGGCUGCCAGGGCAGAGGGUCAGAGGGAGAGGACUGAAGAAAAGGAAGGUCAGUGUUGCUGACUGUGACCUGCUCAGUGAGAGGCCUCAGGACCAAACCACUCAAAAGACAGAGGAGCACGGUGAAGACCAAAGCUCUAUAAACCUUGAGGCAUCAAGGGAAACCCCAGUGAACCACGCUGCACCUGAACAGGGGGGAGCUGACACUGAACUUAAUGCCAAGACCUCUGCACAUACACCGAGCACAGACUCAGAUGGGAAAUUAGAAUGUCACGCUGAUCUAAAUACCUGCCCACCCUCAGGUGAAGAACUAAACCACACUUUGAGCCUGCCAGCUCAGACACCGCAAAGAAAAGCAAAGCAGGGCCGAAGGAGCUGUGUAAACAGCUCUGACCGGCAGGAGCAGGGGGACCAGAUAGAGGAGCACCAAAUGAGCCAUGAAGUGGAGGAGAAUGGGCAGGGAGACCAAGCAGCAAGCAACAAGUCGAGCUCUGACAGCCAGGAAGAGGAGGAUGUAGCUAAUGUCGACCUGGCCCCCUGGCAGGCCGACUUUAAUUUUGAAGAUGUAUUCAAACCUGUCGCCACUAGAGGGCAGCGCUCUGUACGCCGCAGCCUGAGGAACCAGAGCAAUGUGGUCCACAGCGACAACAGUGCAGGUCUUGCCUGGGUGCCUCGGUCCUCCCCCGACUCCAGUAAAGAGGCCCGCAGGAGGACCCGGGGCCGACGGCUCAGUGCUGCUCUACCUGUGCAACCUUCAGUCCCUGAGGAGACACAAGACAAUGCUUCAUGAGACUUUAAAUUGAUCACAUGGGACACUGUCUCUGUGAAUGAGCCGAGAUUAAAGGGAGAUAACUGGUACACUCAUUACGCUGUCACACAUACCUAACCGGCCUGUUUUCUUCAAAUUAAAUGGGAGGAUUUUCCAAAGAACGGGCUGAUUGUUUUACAUGAUCUGAAGCCUUAAUGCUUUUGUUCUGUGUGAAUUAUUAGAGCUGACCAGUCAUUUGUAGCCAGAUUCCCACUGGUAACCAAGCCAGUCAAUAUACUGAGAGCCCAGUCAUGUCUGCUGACCACCUCUUGAUCGAUAUCCAACCUCUCAGCUGGUAAUCACAGUGCAUCUUCAGUCUCCCUCUCCAAAGUCACUGAAUCGAGCAUCUCCAAGUCAAUAUCUACUCUGUGGAUAGAUGAAGAUGGCUGUACGGCAUUCACCUCCUGUCAGGAAAGGCUGGGGGGAGGAUGUUUGGUUAAUGGAAUAGUAAUGGAGGGAGAGAAUGUGCCUUAUACACAGAUUCAAAUUAAUAGGCUCGAAUAAUUCUGUUUAUUUGUUGCUACUUGAGUGUUGGGUUUUUUUUUUCCUCCCGUGAUCCAAACUGCUGACAUAAAGGAAGUCAGACAUUAUAGUAUCUGAGCUUUUAAUGGUUUUAAUAUUCAGCUGAUAAUUAAUAGUGAUAACCAGUCCAAUUGAAAUGAUCUUAUGCAUCACAUCAAAUUAAAUAUGAGUUGGUGUUCUCAGUGAGUUUCCUGAAAUGUUAAAGUGUACCUUGUUAGACUGAUAAAAUGCUUUGUUGCAUGUGAAGACGGCCCGUUAUACCAAACUGUGUUCAUUUAAACAGAUGAUUAAGACUCAUUUGAAAGGAAUUCAUCCAGAUAAUAAAACAGCCGC